AUGGCGCCGCAGCCGCAUUCUGGUCGGCGCCGCAGCCGCUGGUCCUGCUGGGCGGUGCGUGGACUGGCAAUAGUGCUCAUGAGCCUGACCGGCGGCGACGCCCUGAGCCUUGACCACUACCGCCAGAGCUGCCCGAAGGCGGAGGCGGCCGUGACCGCGGCGGUGAAGCAGGCCAUUGCCAAGGACCGCACCGUCCCCGCCGGCCUGCUCCGCCUCCACUUCCACGACUGCUUCGUCAGGGGCUGCGACGGCUCCGUGCUCCUGGACUCCACGUCCAACAACACGGCGGAGAAGGACGGGCCGCCGAACGCGUCCCUCCACGCCUUCUUCGUCGUCGACAACGCCAAGGCGGCCGUGGAGGCCCUCUGCCCGGGAGUCGUGUCUUGCGCGGACAUCCUAGCCCUCGCCGCGCGGGACGCCGUGGCGCUCUCCGGCGGGCCGUCCUGGGCGGUCCCUCUCGGCCGCGGCGACGGCCGGGUGUCGCUCGCCAGCGACACCACCUCGUCGCUUCCCGGCCCGGGGUCGACCUUCGAUCAGCUGAAGCAGGCGUUCCACGCGGUGGGGCUGUCGGCCAAGGACCUGGUCGUGCUCUCGGGCGGGCACACGCUGGGGUUCGCGCACUGCUCCUCCUUCGAGACCCGCAUCCGCGGCUUCCCGGGCGGCGGCGGCGGCGCUGGCGUGGCGGACCCGGCGCUGCGGCCGUCGUUCGCGGCGGCGCUGCGGAGGGCGUGCCCGGCGAACAACACGGCGAAGGGCGCCGGGGCGUGGAUGGACCCGACGUCGGCGGCGUUCGACAACGCCUACUUCAAGAUGCUGCAGACCGGGCGCGGGCUGCUGGCGUCGGACGAGGCGCUGCUGACGCACCCCAAGACGCGGCGGAUGGUGGCGCUCUACGCCGCGUCGCAGGGCAAGUUCUUCCAGGCGUUCGUCAGCUCCAUGCUCAGGAUGAGCGCGCAGAACCAGCCCGGCGAGAUCAGAGCCAACUGCAGGCGACACAACUAG
Lolium rigidum is the source of this 1002-nucleotide messenger RNA. RefSeq names its product peroxidase 64-like. Gene Ontology annotation, biological process: hydrogen peroxide catabolic process; response to oxidative stress. The transcript has a single exon. Gene Ontology annotation, cellular component: plasmodesma; plant-type cell wall. Lineage: Eukaryota; Viridiplantae; Streptophyta; Magnoliopsida; Poales; Poaceae. Gene Ontology annotation, molecular function: peroxidase activity; heme binding. The coding region runs from base 1 to 1002 and encodes 333 amino acids. The record is from RefSeq and is a predicted model, not a curated record.